Paramuricea clavata is the source of this 1638-nucleotide messenger RNA. The record is from the annotation of a GenBank genome assembly. Lineage: Eukaryota; Metazoa; Cnidaria; Anthozoa; Malacalcyonacea; Plexauridae.
AUGAUUUCUACAUAUCCAAUGCGUAGAAGAGAGAUUAUCACCAUGAAUCUUAGAGUGUGGCAAGUUUUGGAGGCCUUCCCUCCUUUGGGAUCAAGUACAGGAUCUGAGGUAGACUAUUCAGUAUUGUAUAGCAUGCAUGUGAUAUGUACAUUAAUAAGUACAAUAUUUAACCCUAGAAAUGGACCAGUAAACAGGUAAAUAAACAUUGAAAAAUUUAAUAUAAAUGUACUGUAUGUAACAAUGAAGUACAGCACAUGUAUAAUUACUAAAGUUUUUCUAACGUUUGUACCUGGAAUGGGGAAUUGCAGUCAGUUGUGCUUUGUGCAUAUUUAUGUGUUCAAAGACUUUAAGUUAUCCAUUCUAUAAUCCCUAGUAAGUUUCCACUGCUUUUAUAGACAAUCCUUAAAUACUUAUGUUUCUCGACAAAGUUGAAAUUCAAAGAAUGCUAUUGUGUGAUCCUCACUGUAGUUAACAUUACAAAUUCAUGAACAAAUGAUUUAGUAUUUAAUUGAAGAAGAUUUGAUUUGUUAAAUACACAUUACAUGUUUUCAUACAGAACUGUUAUUAAUUUAGAUACGAGCAGAGUUAGACAGAAUCCUACAGGAACCUGAUAUUAAUAAAGACAUAAAAGAGCGUUUUAAUGGAGGCUGGCGAGAGCGAAUCCUCUCUCACAUGAGAAAAUCAUCGCAUCGUUGUCUACAAGAGAUAAUGGAAAUGGCAGAAGGAGUUGAAUUCUUGGAUGAAAAUGGUGGGUGUAAUAUGUGACUUGACAGCAGUACAGAAUUUAUUACUUUUAGUAAGAUCUUUAUUUCUGCAUGGGUAUAAUGUUAUCCUUGGGUUUUAGUUUUGCUUAUUGCCACUGUUCUUGCUGACUGAGAAGUCUAUCCAUGCUUCAAAUAAAGCUGCUGUACUGUACAACCGUUACAUUGUCUGAAACUAGGCCACACGAGCUCGAGAUUGACAAGAUCCCUCUGUUAUUCAACGUGUAAAAGAUAUGUGUAUGGUUAACUGAUAUUUUUUAUUGUAUUGUGUUUCAGAAGUUCAAAAUCGAUGUAUCAUGGCUGGACUCCCUUUUUUACUUUUUGAUACAAAGAAAUAUACUAUGUCUUGUAGCAAAUCAUUUUGGAUAAGGGCUAAGGUAUGAACUAUUCAUUUCUGCAUAAUGUGGCAUGGAUUUUGCACUGGUGUAGGUGCAUGGCCAUGGUGUAAAUUUCCUUUACCUGUAUGGCAAUCUUCAGGUUAAUUACCCUUGCCUUGUCUGAACUAUAUGAAUUAUAUAUGUAUAUAUUUAUUUCUGUUGUUGAUUUUUAAUAGAGUGAAGAUGAAGACAAAGUUUUGGACGACCUUAUUAACCUGACAAAGUCACCAAGACUCUUGAGUACCGGAAAUCUCACUGAUAUUGAUGAGCUCUGCCUUGCCGCAGAAGGUAUGGUUAUUUGUCAAUUCAGACCUGCAAACAUUCUAAAUGCUGUCGUAACUCUACUUGGAAGCUAUUACGUAUUCAAUAUGGAAUUUCCGAAAGGUGCAAGUGGAGUGGAGAAGGCACUUUUCUUAUUUUUGGAGCAUAUAUUCAUUGGUCAGUGCAGUGCCAAUUUACCACUUACAGUUGAAAAUCUCGUUUCGGAUUUGAUGGUAUGA